CGCAUUCAAACGACUAGCGCCAUCAUUCCUGAUGCUCCUCGCUGUACUUGCUGGUUGCUACUACCUGAGCGAGAACUACACACCCCCUCCGAAAUCAGCUCGUAUGUUUCCAGAUACACCACCUGCUGCAGCGACACUUUACGCGCUCACUGGAAUAUUGUUCGCGUCCUUCAUAAUGGGCCGGAUCCCACCUCUCUGGAGGUCAUACAGUAAAUACAUGACGGUCGUACCUGCUUACCCAUACGCUCUCAGCAUUAUUGGCGCGACAUUCAGACACGACACGUUCAAACACUUGCUAUCCAACGUCGUAUCGCUCUGGCUCUUUGGCCUGAUGCUUCACGACGAUGUCGGGCGUGGAACCUUCCUAGCGAUCUACCUUUCCUCGGGUGUCCUGGGAGCUUAUGCUAGCUUGGCAUAUAACGUUGCGACCAAGCAAUGGAUGGCAUAUGUGUUCGGGGCAUCCGGAUCUGUAUUGGGAGUCGCUGCGGCGGCAUGCACAUUGCACCCCAACGCAAAAAUGCAUAUAUUCGGCUACGAUAUUCCCAUAUCUGCAUGGGUGUUCUUGGCCUUAUUUGGAGGUCUUGAACUUUCUGCUGCGAUGAGCCGAAUGACGACCACUAUCGACCAUGCUGGUCAUCUAGGAGGCAUUGUCAUGGGAAUGGCUGCUGCGGGUGCGCUGAGAGCACAACAGCAACGGUCUUCUGAGAUGCAACGCGUGGAGAAUCUGCCUGAGCUUGCGAACGAAGCCGGCGAAGAUUCGUAGAUGCCAACCGGUGAUGCUAUUGUAUCACAUACUUUCCGCCACUUGAGAUACCCAGAAUGAAAUCUUCCUCGCUCCGGUUUCGUCAUCACCGAGCUAC
Messenger RNA from Pseudocercospora fijiensis CIRAD86, 860 nucleotides. RefSeq lists its product as uncharacterized. The coding region runs from base 32 to 763 and encodes 243 amino acids. Gene Ontology annotation, cellular component: membrane. Lineage: Eukaryota; Fungi; Ascomycota; Dothideomycetes; Mycosphaerellales; Mycosphaerellaceae. The record is from RefSeq and is a predicted model, not a curated record. Gene Ontology annotation, molecular function: serine-type endopeptidase activity. The transcript has a single exon.